CACUUUGCACUUAUGCUCUUACUGGAGUACUAUAUACUAUACUAUACUGUGACCCAACCACACCACUCAUUUCACUUUCCUCUCUUCCUCCAAAAUCUCCCAUUCUUUUUUCUUUUCCAUUUUCAAAACACCCUUCUCCUAAUUUUAACUCUUUUCUUGACAGUUCAAGAACCAUACUCAAAAGUGUAAAUCCUAAACACUCUCUGCUGAAAGAUCAAGAACCAACCUCAAAGUUACAAACUUUCUACAUUUUACUCAAAAUUGUGAGAAUAUAGCACAAAAAAGGAAAAAUAUGUCUGCUACUGUUAGAGGGGUUCUCUUCCCCUUUAUAUUUCUUGUGUUACUUAUAAGUUUUCUUGGUGCCCCAGUUUCCCAAGUAAAAGGGUCAGAAGAAAUGGUGCCACUAAUUGAGCUAGGAAAAGCAGAGAAGAUGAUGAUAAUGCUUAAUAACACAAGGAGAAAGCUUGGGAGUUUUCAGAUUUGUGCACUUUGCACUUGCUGUGGUGGGGCCAAAGCAGUAUGCUUGCCUACUCCUUGUUGCUAUGCUAUCAAUUGCAACAUACCAAACAGGCCUUUUGGUUACUGUUCUUUCACUCCUAAAACCUGUAAUUGCUUUGGAUGUCAUUACUAAUUCCACAAGAAAUCAUAAAAGUAUCUCUCUUUCUAUAAAAGGAAAGAAAAUUAAGUUAAGUUAGAUCUUUUUUUUUUUGGUCUUUGAUUUGUGUUUAUGUGAGUCUGAAAGGGGAGAGGAAUAUCUGUUCUUAGAUUUUGAUUUGUUUAUAAUUGUUUGGAGGACAGCUAUUUCCAGGUAAUCUUUUGCUACUUUAUAUUGGGAUUUGUGCCCUUGAAUUAGUGUUAGAUUUUACUCUUUUUCAGUAAUGAAAAAAUGUGAUUCUUUUUCUUAAGUAGCAAAAAAUUUGGAUGAAGUAGUACUAGAUUCAGAGUGAAGUAUAAUACAUAUAUACAUUGAUUGAGUGUUUCUCUCUCUCUCUUAAUGAAGUUUAGUGGAUUUGUUUAUUA
Nicotiana attenuata is the source of this 1020-nucleotide messenger RNA. RefSeq lists its product as uncharacterized. NCBI's taxonomy places the organism in Eukaryota, Viridiplantae, Streptophyta, Magnoliopsida, Solanales, Solanaceae. The transcript is spliced from 2 exons. The coding region runs from base 293 to 631 and encodes 112 amino acids. The record is from RefSeq and is a predicted model, not a curated record.